Messenger RNA from Paralichthys olivaceus (Japanese flounder), 2834 nucleotides. It is a transcript of the gene eaf2, whose product is annotated as ELL associated factor 2. The record is from RefSeq and is a predicted model, not a curated record. Gene Ontology annotation, biological process: regulation of DNA-templated transcription; transcription elongation by RNA polymerase II. Gene Ontology annotation, cellular component: super elongation complex. Gene Ontology annotation, molecular function: transcription elongation factor activity. NCBI's taxonomy places the organism in Eukaryota, Metazoa, Chordata, Actinopteri, Pleuronectiformes, Paralichthyidae.
UGAGCGGCAGCAGUGAGGCGUUCAGGGCCGUGUCCGUGCAUCGGAUAAAUCAGUAGGUAAAAGCGUGGACGCUGGGUGAAAGCGUCAACAUGAACGGGACCGCGUACUCCAACUUCGACAACCAGGAACACGUCCUGAAACUGGGGGAGACGUUCGAGAAGCACCCGAAGAGCGGCUUCCACACGGUGCGCUAUGAUUUCAAACCGGCCUCCAUUGACACAGCGUGUGAAGGGGAGCUUGAAGUGGGCAAAGGGGAGCAAGUCACUAUAACUUUGCCCAAUUUAGAGGGUUCAAGUGCUCCAGUAACAGUCUUCAAGGGCUCCAAGAGGCCGUACAUGAAAGAGUGCAUCCUCAUCGUGAACCAUGACACAGGAGAAUAUAGACUGGAGAAACUCAACAGCAACAUAGCUGUGAAGAAAACCAGGGCUGAAGGCAGUAGCAAGAUCCAUUCUCGCAUGGAGCAACAGACCAGUCGUCUGAGCCAGCAGAUGAGGAGCAACAACAACAAAGACAACGGCAGUAACAAAACCUCAGCCAGCUCCAAGAGUUCACCUCCCAAAGAGAAGACGGGCCCGGCCUCUCCCAUGGACGACAUUGAGAGAGAACUGAUGGCAGAGGCACAGGUCAUGGACCAGCUGAGCAGCGGAGACAGCUCCUCAGACUCCAACAGCUCAUCUUCCAGCAGCGACGGCAGCUCCAGCAGCAGCGACUCAGAAGACGAACGUACUUCUGCGCCGCCCCCGGCCCCGGCCAACCACAGCAUGCCGAUCAUCAACACCAGCAGUCGCCACCAGGAGAGUGGCGGACUUAUGAACACACUCAAGAGCGACCUCCAGCUGAGUGAGUCGGGCAGUGAAAGUGAUUGACCCACGUGAGCACGUUUGCCGACCUGUGGCCAUCGGGAGGAUUUUCAGUGACGAGUAAAGGAACCAGGCGGGGACCUGUUUCUGUCACUGCUUCCUUUAGCGUGUGCCUGUCUUCUCCACAUAUCCACGACUCUGCUGGCGAACACUGUACAAUUUGUUGCUUCUCUGCCAACAAACUUCAAGGUUUAUUGUUUAUUUCUUGCUUCCUUAUCUGUUUCUUUUGUAUGAAGAUCGUGUUGUGAGGUGUCUUAGUUCGGAGAGAUGUGAUGUGGUCGGUGCAGGAGAAGCAGUAAACUAUGCAUAAUGUUUAAUCUCAGUGGAUGAAGAUGUGUUUAAUCAGAGACAGAAAAUAUUCCUGUUGUGUAGAUGGAUGUUUCUGACCAUUAAUCAGUUGCCUUAAACCGCCACUGUAUCUCCGCUGAUUCAUAUUUGGAACUCUUUGUGCCUGGGACAGACAUUAAGCUUCAGCUUAUUUUUAAGAAUCUCCGCUGUAUUAGUUUUUGGAUUUGAGAUGCAAAUCUUUUCUUUUUUUGGAUCAGCCACACAGAAAUAUCUUCAGCUGCUGCCUUAUAGAGUUAUUAUAGUUAGCCUUAGAGCCUUUUGCUUUGAAUUACUGAAACCCAGCUGCACAGCAACAAAAUCUUUUCAUUUAAAGUUGCAUUAAUGAAACUAGAAAGACACCAAGCUUAAUGCCCUGUCUUGUAUGCAAGACACAACAUUUCAUGGAAAUAAGGUCUGUGGUUUUUGACUAAUUCUGCUGCCAGACAAUCACAUGGCAACGAAAAUGUCUUUGUUGGUUUCUUUGUUUAUUUUCAGCAGGAUUACACAAAAACUGCUGAAUUGAUUUCCGCGAAUCUUGUUGGAAGGAUGAAAAAAUGGCAGAGAGACAACCCUUGACAUUUUUACACUUUCUAUAACAUUUUGAGAUCGAUUUCCGAGGGAAUAAUUCACGGAUCUACAGGGGUAGGCUUUUUUAUUUACCUCAACUAACGUACAGUAACUCAUUUUAUCAUGGGCUCCAUCUUUUUAGACGGGGCCCUGGUGGAGAAAUGCACUCUGAAACAUAACAUCGAUUUAACGUCACCUUAAUGCAAAGAAAUAUUCACUCUCCGCUCAGCUCUGUUGUGCUCAACCCCAAAGACAUUGAUCUGGUGGAUCAGCUGCUUGCUGCUCCAGUACUUUGACGAGAUAGUCGCUGACUUUGUCUCAGCUCUUUAAAAUCCUGGAAACAAGCUUGACAAGAGGAGACGGUGGCUCAGAACAGGUGUCAACAUUGGUUGAAUGCUCUGCUGAGCUGUAGCUGAAAGGCUGAUGAGUCUGUGCAGCUUCAUAAACCCAGGAGAACUUGCGUUCUAAUCAUCAAUGAAUUCAAUGUUUAUAUAAAGUUUUGAUCACUGCAGCUUUAAGGAUUUAGACGUCUGUAAAACCUAGUUUCUUCAUAUCUCAGUAUAGAAGUGAGUCCGAUUCAUUCUUAUGUAGUGCACUAGUGCUCAGUUGACUCAGUCAGGGUCUUGCUUUGUAGCUUUAAACCUGCAAUACUUGAAUCUAAUUAUUUAUAUUUCAAAUUAUACUCGACCAAUCGUGAAUUGCUUAAUAUAUUUUAUAUAUAUUUUAAUAGCCAAGCAAUAGGAAGUGCAAGUUGGUGUGAACGUUACUGCGAAACAACCCAGAUGCUUUGAUACAGCACCGCGACUUGAGUCUUAAAGAAAACUUUGUGUGCCUUUUGUUGUUUUGCCUUUUUCCUAUUAAAACAUGUGACGUCUUGUUUUGCCCCUUAUCGCUGCUGAGACGUCUCAGCAAACAGGAAGCUGCUAUUUAUGUUGCAGCAUGUCUCUGGCGUGACGUCUUGUUCCUGAGGAGUCAAUAAUGCAGUGAGUUUAGCCUUAAAGAGCGGAGGGGUCACCUCCGAGCAUCAUUUGUAAACAAUAUGAGUCAUUUCUUUGUAGAAGAAUAAAGAUUUUAAUUGUU